This is a messenger RNA of Balaenoptera acutorostrata (minke whale), 3013 nucleotides long. It is a transcript of the gene CCNQ, whose product is annotated as cyclin Q. Bases 1988 to 2608 code for a protein of 206 amino acids. Gene Ontology annotation, biological process: regulation of transcription by RNA polymerase II. The transcript is spliced from 6 exons. Lineage: Eukaryota; Metazoa; Chordata; Mammalia; Artiodactyla; Balaenopteridae. Gene Ontology annotation, cellular component: nucleus. Gene Ontology annotation, molecular function: cyclin-dependent protein serine/threonine kinase regulator activity. The record is from RefSeq and is a predicted model, not a curated record.
CGGCCGGGAGGAGGGCGGGCCCCGCGCGGACGGGACGUGGAGGCCGGAGCCGCAGUGCUGCACUUUCACCCAGCUGUCCCCAGCCCGCCGCGGGAGCAUCGAGCGGGCAGGCGGGGGCUGGCGUAGCGGGGAUCCGCUUCCCGAAAGAUGGGACCCGCCAAAUUCGGUGCUGGCGUGGCUGAGCGGCGGGAAGAGACCGGGCCUGCCCUGCCCUAGCGGAGGCUGGGAGGCUCGGCUUAGGGGAACCGGCCUCUGCCUUUCCGCCACGCCCUGCAUACUAGGCUUUGAGCUGCGAGGCAUACGCGGUCAUGGCCAUUUCAUGGGCGGGCGCGUAGGUCCAAAGACAGGAUGUGGAAACUGGAAGGCCCCAACUAGAAGGUGGCGGAAUCGGGGCGCCCGCAUCUCGAUUGAGUGUACCGCGCCUUCUGACACACCUGCCUCGCAGCAUACGGGGACGCUGGCACUUGGUCACACGGAGCCUUUUGGAGCAUGCCCUUGGGGACACGGGUUCGAUCUCUCUGGUCCGGGAAGAUCCCACAUGCUGCGGAGCAACACAGCCCGUGCGCCACAGCUACUGAGCCUGCAGUGCUGUAACUAGUGCAGCCGGCGCGCCUAGAGCCCGUGCUCCGCAACAAGAGGAGCCACCUCAGUGAGAAGCCCGCGCACCUCAACGAACAGUAGCCCCCGCUCGCCACAACUAGAGACAGCCCACGUGCAGCAACGAAGAACCCAACGCAGCAAAUAAAUAAAUAAAUAAAUAAAUAAAUAAUAAAACAUACAGGGAACUCUGGCAAAUUUAAGUUUAAAAAACAAACAAACAAACAAACAACUCCCCCCCCCCAAAAAAAACACAACAACUAGGAGCCAGGGCGCAGCUUGCGUUUUGAACCCUGCCAGGGCAUCCACACCGUGGUGCUGGGCGCUCCUGCGCCGGAGGCGAGGCGAUGUAGCUAAUUGGAUUCCGAUAGAAACACUUUCACUGUCAGUAGUGGUUUGCUCAGCUGACAGAAGUUGUUGCCGAUCUUUGUUACUUUGUAUUCAUUCUGCCGAAGACGGCGUUGGGUGAGUCUGCUUUCAAGUCAAGGUGGGCAGAGUCUGGGGAAGUAGUGCAGUUGUUGCCGAUCUUUAUUACUUUGUAUUCAUUCUGUGGAAGAGGGCGUUGGGUGAGUCUGCUUUCAAGUCAAGGUGGGCAGAGUCUGGGGAAAUAGUGCAGGACCAUUAAUCCCAGUGAUUUGUACAUUUAAUUUCCAGGAAGUCUUGCAAAGUGUAUAAGGAAGGAUGGCAGUGCCCCCUCAUAUACCCCAUACAUCUGCUUGGAGGAUCCAUGUAAACCAGGGAAGCAUGCUACCCUUUGAGGGUUUGCUAUAUAAAAAACAAGACUUGGAGGGUCACGUACAGUAAUACCACCUAAUCUGACAUCUCUGAGAAUGAGGGGUCCCAUGUAGGAACUGUCUAUGAAACUGAAGUUUAAACCUGGAAAUGCUAAAACCUAAAUGCUAAAAGCUAAUGCUAAAAUGUUUUGCAUAUGCCCUUGCCCUCUGUGUGAGGCUAAAUACCGGUCCUCCAAAGAUUUCCCCAUCCUAAUCCCCAGAACCUGUGACUGUUACCUCAUGUAGCAAAAGAGAUUUUGCAGAUGGGAUUAAGCAUCUUGAUGUUGGGGAGCUAUCCUAGGUUAUCUGGUGGGCCCAAUAUAAUCACACCCAUCCUGAGAGAGAGAGGCAGGAGGAGGAGACAGGCAGAGGAGAAGGCCAUGUGAUGAUGGAAGCAGAGUUAGAAGAUGCUGCACCGCUGGCUUUGAAGAUGGAGGAAGGGGCCGUGAGCCAAAGAUUGCAGGCGCUUCUAGAAGCUGGAAAGGGCAAGGGAGUGGAUUCUCCUCUGGAACCUCCAGAAGGAACCAGCCCUGCCGACACCUUGAACUUAGCCCCCUAAGACUCAUUUCGGACUUCUGACCACCGGGAUUGUAAGAGAAAAAAGUGUCAAGCUAGGGAUGCGGUCCAUCCCCAUCGCCACCGCCUGUGCCAUAUACCAUAAGUUCUUCUGCGAGAUCGACCUGGACGCCUAUGACCCCUACUUGGUGGCCAUGUCUUCCCUUUACUUGGCCGGCAAAGUGGAGGAGCAGCACCUGCGCACUCGUGACAUCAUCAACGUUUCCAACAGGUACUUCCACCCGGACAGCGAGCCCUUGGAGCUGGACUCACGCUUCUGGGAGCUCCGUGACAGCAUCGUGCAGUGUGAACUGCUCGUACUGCGGGUUCUGCGUUUCCAGGUCUCCUUCCAGCACCCUCACAAGUACCUGCUCCACUACCUGGUGUCCCUCAAGAACUGGCUGAACCGUUACAGCUGGCAGCGGAGCCCCGUCUCCAUCACCGCCUGGGCCCUGCUGCGGGACAGCUACCACGGGGGGCUGUGCCUCCGGUUCCAGGCUCAGCACAUAGCCGUGGCGGUGCUCCACCUGGCCCUGCAGGCCUAUGGGGUCGAGGUGCCCGCUGAGGCCGAGGCCGAGAAGCCGUGGUGGCAGGUGUUUAGUGAAGACCUUACCAAGCCAAUCAUUGAUAACAUUGUGUCUGAUCUCAUUCAGAUUUAUACCAUGGACACAGAGAUCCCCUAAGGCCCUGGUCCAGGCCUGCCCAAAGAGAAGCCCGUGCCGCUCGGCAGCCUGGGGAUGGCUCCGCCACAGGGCCGUGAACGCCAGCCCCCAGAGGACCAGCUGGAAGGGCUGGUGAAGGCGAUGACUGUCCCCGGCAGCCGCGGUCUGGACAGUGGCAGGAGCCACGCCUCCAGCGGGCGGGCUGGGAGUGCACCGCGAGGGGCUGCCGAGGCCAGGCGCUGCGUCUGCUUUUAUCCUUUGAGAGGACCUGACUGCCGUCGAGGGUGACGUCAUCGGAAGGAAGAUCAAAGAAAGGAUGGGACUGAGCCCCUGGGGAUUUUUUAAAAGCCUGAUUUAUAGAAUGAAUGAAUGUGCAACAUAGAUGGAACUUUAUUUUGUGUAAUAAAAGAUACAAAUGAACUGGGA